Drosophila busckii is the source of this 5993-nucleotide messenger RNA. Its product is annotated as band 4.1-like protein 4. Gene Ontology annotation, cellular component: cytoskeleton. The record is from RefSeq and is a predicted model, not a curated record. Lineage: Eukaryota; Metazoa; Arthropoda; Insecta; Diptera; Drosophilidae. The transcript has 17 exons. The coding region runs from base 839 to 5041 and encodes 1400 amino acids.
CACACGCUUGGAGCGCAGAUAGGAAAGGCAAAAAAGCUGAAUCGCUCUUUUCGGUCGUUUCGGCAAUUCGGUUUCGGUUUCGGUUUAUUAGUCUCGCUGUCGGAGUCGGAGUCGGUAUCGGUAUCAGUGUCGGUGCCGUUGGUCUGGCCAGAUCGGUUAGUUGCAACUUCAGCGAUUUUCUCGGCUAUUGCAUUCGGCUGUUGCUUUGAUUGAUGAACUGUACAUUUGAGCCAACAGUUGCCGACACGGUGUCGGUCAGUGCAGUCAGUUGGACGCGUUGUUGCAACAACAGAACAGUUUGAGCUUGCAACUUUCAAGCUGCGUCAGAGUGUCAGUCAGAGGUACGAAAACAGAAAUCGAAUUUCAAGACCAGGAGCAGGAACAGAGCAGUGCAAUCAAAAUAUACUUACCCCAGUGCUUGUUUGUGCUUCGUUAUUUCGGUUGCGCUAUUUAUUUUUAUGUGAUGGCCGCAUUGUGACGCUUUUUGGACAUUUGCUUGUGGAUUUUAUAGCGCUGCCCGCAGGCGCUUUAUACUAAAAACCCUCGAGUCAACAACUGGCAAACAAAAUAAUAAGUUCAAUUCGCAUUCGCAUUUCAAAAAUGUUUAUCGCGCUCGCGUUGACCCCAUACCCAAACUCAUUCAGUGCUUUAGUUCCAGUGCCACACUGCUGCUCCUCCUCCGCCUCCGCCACCGCCUCCUGCUCUUCAUUGUCGUUGUGUGCUUUGCCUUCAUAAAUUAUACAAGCGCAUUUAGCUGCUGAUGAAAUGUUUGACAACGCGACGUAUACGCAAUACGCUUGAACUUGUGAGCAGCGCAAACUAAAGAGCAAGCCUCAACAUGAAUUGCUUGUGUCGACCCUCGCGGAUAAUGUCCGUGCGCAUUAAUCUGCUGGAUGAAACCGACUUUAUACACGAAAUCAAGGAUGAUUUGCCGGGCCAAGCUUUGCUGGAUGUCGUUUUUGCCAGGCUCAAUUUAAUCGAGACUUCAUACUUUGGCAUACGCUACAUAGACGAUGAGAAUCAAACGCACUGGCUGGACCCAGCGUCACGUAUUUCACGCCAACUCAAACCCAAAUCGGAUCCAUACGAUUUGUACUUUGGCAUCAAGUUCUACGCAGCCGAUCCCUGCAAGCUGCUCGAGGAAAUCACCAGAUACCAACUAUUCCUGCAAGUCAAGCAGGAUGUGCUGCAAGGACGUCUGCCUGUGGCCUUUGAGCUGGCCGCCGAGCUUGGCGCAUUCGUAGUGCAAUCUGAGCUGGGCGACUAUGAUCAGCGACGUCACUCCAAGGGCUAUGUGUCGGAGUUUCGCUUGCUGCCAAACCAGAGCAGCGAGCUGGAAGCACGCGUCUCGGAGCUGCAUCAGCAGCUGAAGGGCAUGUCGCCGUCCAGCGCUGAGCUCAACUAUUUGGACAAAGUCAAGUGGCAUGACAUGUAUGGCGUUGAUCUGCAUCCAGUGCUGGGCGAGGACAGUGUGGAGUACUUUCUGGGUCUGACGCCUAGCGGGAUUGUCGUGCUGCGCAACAAGACGACGGUGGCUCAUUACUAUUGGCCGCGCAUUGCCAAAGUUUAUUAUAAAGGACGCUAUUUUAUGCUCAGGAUAAGCGAUAAAAAUAAUGAGCUCAGCACUUAUGGCUUUGAAACUCCACGCAAAUCGGCGUGCAAACAUUUAUGGCGCUGCUGCGUCGAGCACCACGCGUUCUUCAGACAGGUGCGCGUUGCACCGCUGCCCAAUUCCCAGUCUCAUGCAUCGGAUUUAUUUCAGCUGGGAUCACGCUUUCGACACAGUAGUCGCACGGACAAGCCAACGGAGAAGGAUGCACUCGCCGCUGGACGUGCUCCGCCUGCUUUUACGCGCGUACCCUCCAAGCGCCAGCCACGACGCGUGAUUGAUGACUUUUUCAACAGCAAUGGUAGUGGCGGAGUCGGAGUCGGAGGCGGAGGCGGAGGCGGCAACGCCAGCAUACUCAUUGGCAGCCGACCGCUGCCGCAGCCUCUGCCGCUCCAGAGUUUGGGCAACGCCAACAACUACGACAGCCCCUACCGCUCCACCUACAGCAUACCCACCAGCCUGGGCGUGCGUCCACACAAUCAGUCGCAGUCGCAAUCCCAGCAGUUCCAGCAGCAGCAGCAGCAGAACAACAACUCCAGCAGUUACAACAACAAUGGCAGCAAUUUGCAGACACCUGACUCGCCGCGCAGCACGCGCAGCGCUCCCUGGCCGCGCUCCCAGCAGCGCUCGCUCUUCGGCCACAAUCCAUCCAGUCCGCGCUCGGUGCGCUCAGUGAGCACCACGGGCGGUGGCAUGCACCAUCAUCAUAGUCAUCACAGUCAUGGCCAUGGCACCAGUCAUCAUCAGCAGUCCUCGCAUCAUCAUCAUCAGCAACGACAGCAGCGAGCCAGCUCCACAUCCGCGCCGCAUCAGCAGCAGCAGCAGCAGCAACAGCAGCGCUAUCGCUCCAGCUCCGUCGAGAGUCAUUCAUCGAAUGACUCGCGCUCCACUCGCAGACACAAGCAUCGCCAUCGUCGCACCUCGGACAAUGAGAGCGAAUUGUCGCGCGGCUCGGGUCGCUCGGGACGCUCGCAUCAUCGCAAGCAUCGACGCUCGCAUAGGCAUCGACGCGACUCGGCGGGUGGCUCGGAUCAUGACAGCACACGUGGACGCAGUUACUCUGGUCAUCGCAGCUCCUCCAUGCGCAGCGGCAGCGCCGAGCUCAUCGAUUCCACCUCGCAGUGGCGCGAAGUGCAGCGGCGCCAGGCGGAGGCCAGUCUGGGCCAGAGCUCAGUGCAGCAGGCGUCCGUUUCCAAGAGCAGCAUGGUAGCCCGUAGUCUUCACAGCAACGACAGCCACUCGGACACGCAUUCGCAUCACAAGUCGCGGCGUCAUCGCAAGAAUAAAUCUCCCUCGGAGUCGCGUAGUCGCAUGUGGAACAGCGAGCUGGCCAAGCACUUGCAGUUCGAUCUGGUCGACACGGAAGGCAUGUCCGAGCAGCAGCUCCGCGAGAUUCCCUACACCGUGGUGGAGACCAACUCGAAGCGCUCCAAUUCCAAUCUCAAGAUUCACAAGAGCAACAGCAAGAGCAGUGUGGGGGCCAAGAGCAAUGGCUCUGGCAACACCAUCACCAACGGCAGCAAUUCCGCGAGCACAGGCCAAGCCAAGAAUCGCGUAGAUCGCAUUCGAGGACUCUACUAUCAAAACUCACAUCCACACGAGGGCAAUGCAGUGGGCGCCGGUGCAGGCAACGCCACCAAAAACGGGUCCAUACGCUCCGCCAGCACGAUUUCUUCCAGGGAAUGCGAACGCAACAAUGGACAUGGUCUAGUUCGCAUGAUGUCCAGCAUGAGCAUGGGCGAUUUUAUCUCACCCACAGGCUCAAACUUGAGUCCACUGGAGAACUCUGCGUUGCGUGUUUCGCAUGAGCACACGGAUUCUGGCUUGGGAGCCGAUCAAGACUAUGCCUAUUCCUCUGAGAGAUCCAGCGACAGCACACGCUAUGGCACCAACAAAUCCUCGGGCGCCUCGAGUGGCAGUCAUCGCAAGUCGGUGGGCAGCGCCGGGGGCGGCGGCAAUGGCAACACCGGCGGCUACAACAGCCUCAUGCAACAGACUGUGAGUAAUCAGCAGCAGCAGCAGCGCUCGCUAUUCGCACAACAACAGCAACGCCAACAGAAGCCCAAUUACAAAUACUCCUCCGCCUCAUCCACUAACACGAGUCACAAUCCCAGCCAGACACUGGCGCCGGUGCACAAUGCAUCCUCAGCUUCAGCUACUAAUCCAACACAGACACCGCCGCCGCCGCCGCCGUCGUCAUCUGCCGCCGCCGCAACUGCUGGUGGUGCAGGUGGUGGCAGCGGCAGCGGCAGCGGCAGCGGCAGCAACAAAAGCAGCAGCGGCGCCGGCAAUCGCUUGCUCAGCUACACAACUUUUGAGAAUAAUCAGUACAAGUUCAGCUUGAACAAUGCGCUGGGCAAGGGAUCCGCCGGCAGCAGCAGCAAUCUAACGGGUAAUUUGGUGUCAGCUGGUGGUGGUAUGGGUGGUGCUUUCAGCAGACAGCGCAGCUUCGUGGAGUGGCCCAACAAUCCGGCGGCGCCCUACUAUUACCAAGGUCCCUCCUCGAGUGCGGCGCAGGUCAAGCGUCGCGACGCCAAGUCCGACAUUGGCGUGCCCACGCGCCGUCUCUCCGGCCAAAGUCUGACCAAGACGCAGCUGCUCACGGGUGGAGUGGCCGCAGGCAGUGCACAGUUGGCCAAUGCCAGCUGCUAUCCGCUGCAUCAUGUCGGCAAUGCGGGCUACAAUCGCGCCCUGGGCCAGCGCGGAUUUGCCGCAACUCAUGGGAAUAGCGGUGGUGGCGGCUUUGGACUGCAGCCAGCCAAGUCGGAUCUGUUUCUCUCGUACAUACACGGCGGCGAGUACGAGCGUCCCUAUAUCUACAACUACAAGAUGCCACAGAUGCCGCCUGGCAAUUUCACAGGCAGCGGCAGCAACUCCAACUCCAGCAACGGCUCACCCAAGCAGCAGCAGCAGCACCAGCAGCAGGCGAGUGCGUAUCACAUCUCAGGAGCACAGACUGCCGAUCCACCACCACCGCCGUUGUAUGGUGGCUCCGCGCCCGCGACUGAUGUCAUGUACUAUCAAUUUGACAAAGGCGCCGCUGUCAUGCCCGCGCAACAGCCGCCACCCAUUGUGCAGCAGCCCAAGGCGAUGGCGAUGGCGAAGCCGAAGGGGGGGUCUGUGGCUGGGCCAUUAGUGUAUCUGCAGCAUGGUCAGAAUGUAGCGCCGGCGAAUGUCACCUCGACGCAGCAAACUAGCGCAAUUCCAAGGCCCGCCCGCAUCGACCAUGCCGCCCACCAACAGCAGCAGCAGCAGCAGCAGCAACAACAACAACAACAGCAGCAGCAGGUUGCACUAGCAGCUGCUACAGUUAAUGCCUCGGCCCCACCGCCAACUGCUUUCUGCAAACUUUGGCUACAGCAGCAGCAACAGCAGCAACAACAACAGCAGCAACAACAGCAGCUUUUGGAGCAACAACAAGCUUGGCUAUAAGCAGCACAACGUGUAAGUGCAAAGUUAAACGAAACUACAUGCGGGCGCUCGCUCAAAAGUAUGCUAUGGAAACAUAGCAGCAGCAGCAACAGCAGCAACCAACAUCAACAACAAUAAACAACAUUUAAAAGCCGUUGGGCCAAAAGUUGUUGAAAACUUUGCGAGCUUUGUCGUUUGCAAAUUAAAUGUACAUUAUGCCAACAUGUAAAUAGAUAAUGUGUUCUACUAGUUGUACAUUUUUCAAACCUAUUUAUAAGUAUACACGUAUGUGUGCGUGUGUGAGAUCAAAGCAUCAAAUUGUGCUGAAAACUAAUUAAGUAAGCUAAAUAAUUUUUAAAAUAUUUACACACACAUACAUGUAUUUGCAAAAUAACAAUGUUAAUCUUAAGCAAAUAAUCAAAAAGCCAAAAAAGCAAAUUUAACAACAACAUCCACAGCAACAGCAACAAGAACAACAAGAGUGGCAAAUGCCUUAUGGCAUAAAAGCAAAAAUAAAUUGUGCGUUAAUGAUAAGCGGUGCACAUUUCAGCGGCAUAAAAUUUAUGAAAAUAUGCGAGCAGCAGCAGGACACAGGACACGCUGGCAUAGAGGCAGACAGCGCCAAAAAUUUAUGCUUACGAGUGUGUGUAGGACUCGCACACACACUUACACACACAUACAGAUAGAGAGGGAGACUGACACAGCAAGACAAAUACGCUUUAGGAGGAAAUCGUUAGCGAUAAAUAUAAAAUUUUAUUGUUAUGCGUGUGUUGCUUUUGCUUAUACAAGAGUGUGUGUGUGUGAGUGUGCUUACUAUAAAUGAGUGUAUAUGUGUGUUUGUUACAUAUACAAGUAAAUUAAAUAUGCUUUUUUAUUAACUACUAAGAACCAAUUUGAUACGCAUUUAAAUAAUGCCAACGCAAAAAAAUGGAAACAAGAAUAUUAUGUAAAAUUUAAUUUUACCGUAAAGCAA